Protopolystoma xenopodis is the source of this 803-nucleotide messenger RNA. The record is from the annotation of a GenBank genome assembly. Lineage: Eukaryota; Metazoa; Platyhelminthes; Monogenea; Polystomatidea; Polystomatidae.
UAGUCUUUAAACCUGAGCUAAAUAAUCUUCUAAUCCUCAAACAUCUUUAUUGGCAAGCCUUCUUUGCUGCGAAUUGUCAACAUUCUGAUAAAUAUACCUUUCAGCAUCGCUGGUUAAAAAUACCGUCGCAGACUCCAAAGCGACCAACUAGCGAAGCUUUACGCUCUGGAAGUAGUAAUCCUGGCUGGUCAGGCAAAUCUUUGGAGUCGGCGAAUCGUCUUCUUCGGCAGCGGGCGUUGACGAAAAGACAUGAACGUGGCCAGCCAAUGUUUCUGCACAAGCCUGGGGGUGGAACUCUCCGCUACAAUCUUAAUGGCCUACCUUCUUCUCUUAGAGCCAACAAUUCAUAUGCUUUGGUACCAUACAAAUACAAUAAAGGAUCAUCCUUAGCCAAUGUCAAGGAGACAAAAAAUCUAUCUACACCAGCUUCAUUCAUGUCCCCACGCAGUCUUACCUCAAACGAACAUUUCAAUGGAGAGGUAGAAGAAAGGGGGUCAAACGAAAGCUGUUCGUCGUUCGGCAGGCAUUCCUUUUGUGGACGAGGCCAUAGUCAUGCGAUGCGUGAAAGAAAGUGUCUACAUUCUUCAUUUCAGCGACGGGCAGAUCGCAACGUUUUGGCUGCUAGUGAAUUUGUGCGAAAAAAUACCAAAACAGUUUUCGGAAAGCGCAACAGAAUCCCUUUGCGAGGCAAUGCUAAGGCCGGAAGAGCUAGGCAAGUCCAACUUCAAACGUCUGUUCUCGUUAAUGCUGCAAUGCAGCUUUGCCCUCGCUUAUACUUCAUCGGUACCCUUAGAGGGAAUUGA